AUGGAGGAAACAAGUGACACGUGGUUGUCAAUCAGUGGUUGGCUAGAAAAUCAAACCAAGGGAUCUGUGAUUUACGUAGGACUCGGAAGUGAGUUGACUCUGAGUCAAGAAACACUUACUGAGUUAGCUCUCGGGCUAGAGAUAUCUGGUUUGCCCUUCUUUUGGGCCCUUAGAAAUCCGUCUGGCUUGAAUGAGUCAGACUCAGUGGAGUUGCCAGACGGGUUUCAGGAUCGAACCAAAGGUCGUGGAGUUGUGUGGACGACUUGGGUGCCUCAACUUAGGAUAUUGGCUCAUGACUCAGUGGGUGGUUUCUUGACUCACUGUGGUUGGAGUUCAAUUAUUGAGGGCCUUCAAUUUGGACAUCCACUUAUUAUGUUGCCCUUCAUGGUAGAGCAAGGGUUGAAUGCUAGGAUUUUUGAGAAAAACAAGGUGGGUAUAGAAAUACCGAGAGAUGAUCGAAACGGGUUAUUAUACCGAAACUCAGUAGCUGAGUCACUAAAGUUGGUAAUAACUGACGAUGAGGGAAAGGUUUAUAGGGAUAAAGCUAGAGAGAUGAGAGCUACAUUUGGUGACAAGCUUCAACAUGGCCAAUAUAUAGACAAAUUUAUCGAGCAUCUACAAAACUACAGAAGGAUUAAGUUAAUGGAGUUCUUAGUGACAAAUAUUAUGUUUUAA
Molecule: messenger RNA, 675 nt
Organism: Camellia sinensis
Lineage: Eukaryota; Viridiplantae; Streptophyta; Magnoliopsida; Ericales; Theaceae
Source: RefSeq, a predicted model, not a curated record